CAUCCAAAGGCAGUGUCGAUAUUCGAAACCAGUAGUAUCGAAACCAUGGAGGAUACAGACGUAGUAGAGCUGAAUGUUUGUUUGAGAAUGUUCUUAAGAAAGUAUUCACUGGACGAAAUCUUAAAGUUGUGCACUGUGUGCUCAUCUAAUCGGUCACUUGACAUCAUGGACCCGGUAUUAUUACAGGAACUGGCAACACAUGUGGGUCUUGAUACAAAUCGGCUGAGGGAUAUGUACAUCGACACCAUGAACGAUGCGCCGGCCUUGCUCGAUUUGAAUUCACCAACGGAUUCACGCAGUAUUGUCGUGAUUACAUCUCCUGUGACAAGUUGCACUGAGGGCUGUGUGUAUCAGAGAGGUCACAAAACAGGACUUCCAUUGGAACUCGAGCAUCAUAACAAGCCAGCAUGGGGUAAGCUGCAUGAUAUUAAUGGGAUAAGCCGCUCCUUUGUUCGCCUGUCGCGUAGAUGCCCAGUAUGCCGUAGUAUAUAUAAGUACGACAUGUUUCAAUCCAAAAAAGAUGGCCAAUACAGAUUUUACGAACAAGAGAGACCGUACGUGCGCGUUACCCACACAACUUACUGGACACGAACGCUAUGCAAAUUUUUAGUAGAAAACGUGCUGCAUUGCAAAGCGUCUUUCAACGGGUUCUGCGAAACUUCUCUUGAAACCUACGGAAAAGCUGCAGGCUCCAUCGUCGACCGGAGUUUGUGCGCAAGAGACAUGCGUUACACCGGAAGUCGCAUUCUGCCGGGUCGGAGAGGAAGAUACUGCUGACAGGGGGCAGCAGCGGUCGGGUGCAUUCGCAGAAGAUCCCAAUAUCACGUCCCCGAUAGUAGCACCGGCUCCAUCUGAGUGUACGGCAAGUUACGGGACUUACGGCCGCCAGACACCGGAUCAUUUAUCCGAGCUGCUGCGGAAAGCGGGGUUGAUAUUGUAGCGUUAAUGUUGU
This is a messenger RNA of Paramacrobiotus metropolitanus, 952 nucleotides long. RefSeq lists its product as uncharacterized. Lineage: Eukaryota; Metazoa; Tardigrada; Eutardigrada; Parachela; Macrobiotidae. The record is from RefSeq and is a predicted model, not a curated record. The transcript has 5 exons. Bases 46 to 777 code for a protein of 243 amino acids.